AUGUUCUCCUGCAUCCCCCCCUACGCCACAAUCCACACCCUCUACCAAGAGCACCUCCUCUACCAAGAGCACCAAGAGCUUGCGCGCAUCCUCGCCUCCGACCUGUACCGCCAGACGCGGCUGCAGGGGCAGGCACAGCGGCAGCAGCGGGGUCAGGCUUAUGUCGAGCCGGGCCGGCAGCGGCGGCUGAAUGCGCGGCGGGAGGAGGUGCGGCGGCGGAUGGAGCGUGAGCGGCAGGAGCGGGAGCAUCAAGGGGGAGGGGGGGAGGGAGUGGGAGAGGGAGAGGGAGAGAGAGAGGGAGAGAGGGAUGGAAGAGAGAUGGAGCAGCGCAGGGUACAGGGUGAGUACUGGGCGCGGGUGGAACGGCUGCGGCGGGCGCGGGUGGAGAGGAUGCGUGUGGAGGUAGAGCGGCGGGAGAGGGGGGAGAGGGAUGAGAGGGAUCAGAGGGAGCUGGCGGAGAGGUGGGCGCGGAGGAGGAGGGGGAGGGAUGCGGAGCAGGAUAGGAGGAGGAAGGGGAAGGGGAAGGCGGUGGAUAGAAAAGGGAAAGGAAAGCAGGUGGAUAGGAAAGGUAAAGGGAAACAGCGAGAUGACGAUGACGAUGAUGAUGAUGAUGAUGAUGAUGAUGAUGAUAACGAUGACAAUGACGAUGAAGAGCCACGGUCGAUGUUGGCAUUGACGAGAGGGCCGAUAAUUCUUACUGGCUGGAGAAGAAGAGGCAGAUGGGACAGCCUCCCCGCCCCCGCCCAGACAGCCGCCCCCGCCUCCCCCAAGACAACCUCCCCCUCCCCCUCCCCCUCCCCGGAACCAGCGCAGAAAUCCUCCCCCUCCUCCUCCUCCCAGACAGCCUCCCCCUCCUCCUCCCCCGCCCCGAGACAAGCGCAGAGACCCUCCGAAUCCUCCCCGCAGACGUCCACCACCACCACCACCCCCGCCCCGAAACCAGCAGAAACCUCAACCUUAACCCCAGCCCAAGAACCAAGCGCCCCCCGCCGCAUCUUCUCCUGGGACGGCAUCCACCGCCUUCGCAACUCCCCCUACUUUGGCCAACAAGACCGCCCCCUCCAGCCACAACCACGCAUCGAGGACCGCAGCCACCGCAGAACACUGCAGCGCCUAGACGAUCCCCACCGUCUACCGACCCACCAGCCGCCACCAGCGCCGCAGCUGGGGGAUCGGAGCCGUCAGAGAGUGCUCGAUAAUCUUAGCCGGGCGCCGGCCGAGCCCAGGAGACCGCUCGUGCCCCAGAAUGUUCCGAGACGUGCAGAUCCGCCGGCGCCGGUGCCGGUGCCGCAGAGACGGAGAGAGAGGACGCCGCUGGUGCCGUGGAAUAGGCCGUUGAGGAUUAUGGAUGCGCCGGGGAGGAGGGGGGGGAGGGGGGGGAGGCAGUUUCGGGAUUUUAUGCCGCCGUUGCAGGAACAGGAGCCCGAAGAGGAGGAGGAGGAAGAAGAAGAGGAAGAAAGGGGGAAUCCGUUGAAGGCGUUGCUUGCGCGGAGGAAUAGGAGAAGAUAG
This is a messenger RNA of Morchella importuna, 1509 nucleotides long. RefSeq lists its product as uncharacterized. The record is from RefSeq and is a predicted model, not a curated record. Bases 1 to 1509 code for a protein of 502 amino acids. NCBI's taxonomy places the organism in Eukaryota, Fungi, Ascomycota, Pezizomycetes, Pezizales, Morchellaceae. The transcript has 3 exons.